This is a messenger RNA of Pseudomyrmex gracilis, 1773 nucleotides long. It is a transcript of the gene ImpL2, whose product is annotated as neural/ectodermal development factor IMP-L2. The coding region runs from base 130 to 993 and encodes 287 amino acids. Gene Ontology annotation, cellular component: neuron projection. The transcript is spliced from 7 exons. The record is from RefSeq and is a predicted model, not a curated record. NCBI's taxonomy places the organism in Eukaryota, Metazoa, Arthropoda, Insecta, Hymenoptera, Formicidae.
UCCCUCGAUUCCUUGCUGAUAAACUGCGGGCUCUUGUCUUCUUCUCCCUCUUUUUUUCGUUACAUUCGAAUCUUCCUCGGGAACACGAAACAGUUUUCGGAAAAUCACAACACCCGUUGCACACACACGAUGCUAUUGUAUCUUUCGACCCUCGGGCGUCUUUUGACGAUCGUUGCCGUGGCUGAUGUGGCCUUCGGAAGCCCUUUGGCAUUAUUGCUGACGAACACACCAUACACAUGGGCAAACGUCGAGUCCAGCGUGAUGAAUAGACUGAAAGACGAUAUUAAGUCGACCGGCACAAAGAAGAACGGCUUCAUGUCGACUUGGACCAGAAUUUUGCAGAAUCCGCCGGAUUCCUUGGAAGUCGCCAUUGGGAGCCGCGUAGAAUUGCAAUGUGAAGUAGCUGGUAAUCCGCCUCCCCAAGUUUACUGGAUAACUGGAAACGAACCGGAAAGACAGAUUCAGGAAUUGAUCACACGUGCCCAAGAAGCGAGCAAUACUAUAUCAACGGAGUGGGAGGGUGUCAGUCAGGUUUCUUCCACGUACGUGAUCGAUUGCGUCAGACCUGAAGAUCAAGGCCUAAAAUAUUGCGUGUCUGUGUCUAAAAAUAUGGUGGCUCAAUCGGCGGCAACAGUACUUUUGGUCAACACAACCAGAACCACUGCGUGCAACAGCGAAAACCCGCCUACCAUCACCUUGCACUCUUCCUGGAGAUUCGCUCUUCAACGGAGCACGGUGAUACUUCCGUGCAGAGUCACAGGCCAGCCGAUACCUUAUCUAUUCUGGAUAGAUAAUGCGGGCAACACUAUCAGCCCUGCGUCACAUUUGAGACACACCGUUCUGCCCAAUGGCGAUCUGCAGAUAACCGAUCUCCAGUGGUCCGAUAUGGGUGAAUUCACUUGCAAAGUGCAGUCGGGAUACACAGAGAAAAGCGUAACAACAUUUCUGUAUCCCGUACGUUCCGAAGAUAGACAAACGGAAAAUCCUAUAUAAACAAAGGACUCCAAAAUUGCUUAACACCUUUUAACGCUGUUUGCUACAACUGUGCAUAAGUGAAUAACAUCUAUUGCAUUUAUCAUUUUAUACAUUAACUUUAAAACACAGAGGCGGAACAGUAUGAUUUAAUUUUAGAAUUUUUAGAGAAGUAUUAUGUACUUGUAGAUAAGUAUUGCGUGCGUACUUAUAUAUAAUUUUUUUUUUUAACAUUUAUGAUACCAGUGUUACAUACUUGUCCUCAUAAACUCAGUACUUAGCGACAAAACCGCUUUCUGCAUCAAACCGGCGCACAGAAGAAAGUUUUUUUCUGGAUGUACAAUCAAAAAGACGAUAGGCUCUCACUGAGUCUGACAUGUUUUCUACGUUAGUCAUUAAUCUUGCGUUAUUGCCUUAUCAAUGAGAACGUAAGUCUCACUCCGAAUAAGAAAGUUCAUAAAAGAGUGAACUCAAAGCACAGAGAAGCCUCGAAACUCAGACAUGUAGACUGUUAUUUCAGGUUUAUGUCACUGUAUUAGUUCGUUUUAGUUUUUAUGUACGUAUUUUGUGUAUUAUUAAGAAUAUUUGUAUUUGUACGCAAAACAUUAGAUUAAUUGAUUGUAUAAUUAGGAUCAAAUUUUUUUUUUUUUUUUUUUUAGAAAUAGAGCAAUGGAUGGUAAUUCAUUGAUUGAACGUUACACAUACUGUACGUUACUUACCGCUUUUAGCUGUUCGUUUAGAGUCCAAAUGAGAAAUUGUGUAUACGAUCAAUUCGUUUCAAUAAAACACAAUUAUUUGCGA